UUAUUUAUAGGUUGCUAAUGACGUCACGGGAACCUGUUGAUAGCGUACAAAAUGGCGUAUCAAGCAGGGGGCACAGAUAAUAUUUGUCUGAUUACAGACUCAUACAAGGUUACACAUCAUUACCAGUACCCACCAAAUACCACAGUAGUUUCUUCAUAUUUUGAGAGUCGAGGUGGAAAAUUUCCAACAACUGUGUUCUUUGGUCUCCAGUAUAUCUUGAAGAGAUUUUUAACAGGACCAGUAGUAACCAAAGAAAAAAUUCAGGAGGCCAAAGAAUUAUAUAAAGAUCAUUUUGGUCAUGAUUACUUCAAUGAAGAAGGCUGGAAUUAUAUAUCAGAGAAACAUGAAGGACACAUACCACUAAGAAUCAAAGCCGUACCAGAAGGAACAGUUGUACCAUAUAAGAAUGUUCUGUUUACUGUAGAAAACACAGAUCCUAAAUGUUACUGGUUAACUAAUUAUUUUGAAACCUUAUUAGUUCAGGUAUGGUAUCCAAUGACAGUGGCCACGAACUCAAGAUACCAGAAGGAAAUAAUUGCCAGACAUUUAGAUGAAACAGCUGAUAAUUUAGAUGGCUUGCCGUUUAAGUUACAUGAUUUUGGAUUUAGGGGAUCAACAUCUGUAGAGUCAGCUGGUAUUGGAGGAUGUUCCCAUCUUGUGAACUUUCAAGGAACAGAUACAAUAGCAGGGAUCAUGACAGCUAGAACAUAUUAUGGUUGUAAAAUAGCAGGCUUUUCCAUACCAGCAGCAGAACAUAGCACAAUUACUACUUGGGGAAGAAAUGGUGAAUAUGAAGCUUUUAAAAACAUGUUGACAAAUUUUCCUACUGGACUUGUUGCAUGUGUAAGUGACAGCUAUGAUCUCUGGAAUGCCUGUGAGAAAGUUUGGGGUGAAGAACUGAAGGAUUUAAUUGUUUCACGAGGGGAUAAAGGAACUCUUGUUGUUCGUCCAGACAGUGGUGAUCCUCCAGAGAUUGUCGUUAAGGUGUUGAAUAUUUUAGGAAAUAAAUUUGGAACUUCAACAAAUAGUAAAGGAUACAAAAUGUUACCGUCAUAUAUUAGAGUAAUACAAGGGGACGGUAUAAGUUAUGAAACAUUAGGUGCAAUUUUAGAAAAUAUGAAGAAACAUAAAUGGAGUGCUGACAAUCUAGCUUUUGGAAGUGGUGGUGCUUUGUUACAAAGAUUAGACAGAGAUACACAGAAAUGUGCUUUUAAAUGUAGUUAUGCAGUUAUCAAUGGAAAAGAGGUUAAUGUCUUCAAACAGCCAAUCACAGAUUUGGGUAAAAAGAGCAAGAAAGGUCGUUUAUCAUUAGAAUGUGAAGAUGGUGAAUACAGAACAGUAGAGGAAGGAAAAGGAGAUCCAAAGAAGGACUUACUUAUUACAGUGUUUGAAAACGGAAAACUAUUAAGGGACUAUACAUUUGAUCAGGUUCGACAAAAUGCUGAAUUGCCAUUGGUGAAAGAAAGGAAAACAUCAUCAUAAAAGAAACCAAGUCUUUAACUAACCAAGAUAACUUUCCCAUUUAUACAGAAUGCAAUUCCUUCACCAACCAUAGGAGAUUUCUUCUACUGCCACAUUAAUAAUAGGAUGAAAAGCUAUCAUUUACAAAUACAUUUUCACUUGUCAACAUUUGUCAUAUGUACAUGUAUAAGUCCAAAGUCCAAAAGUUGAGUGUCUAGUGUGUUUGAAUGUUAUGUAUAAGGGUACAUAACUCUUGUGACUAUAAUGUAUAAGGGUACAUAACUCUUGAAAGUAAUAGUUACUGCUGAAUCUCCUUUUACAAAUCUCACUAUUGACUUUAGUGAAUGUAUAUUGUCCACCAUUAAUUUGUAUACACACUUUAUGUCUCACCUGCAAUGAAAGUUGCAGAGGCAAGACUUAGUUUUCACAGAUGCUGUUAAAUUGAUAAUUUGGAGAUGUCUUGUAAUUAAUAGUUAAUCAACGGGCAUAGAGGGCUAAAUAAAAAAAAGUAUAUGAAAAACAGAGAAUUUUCCUUUGAUUUAUACUUAAAAACAAACCAUUUGUAUGUAUGUAACAUAAAAUUUCCCUCAAUCAGUAUGAAAAACAUAAUUUUUCUUCAAUUUACACAUAAAAACAACACUUUUUUUUGUUGCUUUUAUGCACCCUUUAAACAACAUUCCUGAAUCAAUGCUUUGGUAAAAUUGUUGCUAAUAUGUUUAAUGAUAUAGAGCACAAUUAAUGUGAACAAUUAAGAUUGACUUUAUGCUAGUCAAAGAAAGACAAUCUCCAGAAAUUUUAAAUUCUAAUCUUUAAAAAAAUCUUUUUAUAAAUAUAUUCCUUAAUAAUUGGACUUCUACAUAUAUCAAAUAGAUGAGUAGAUAAAAAAAAAUCGGAGGGGAAAGGGGAGGGGCCUCAAUAUUGUUUAACAAUUUUAAUGAAGUUUAUUCAAUUGAUAAAUCAUUAGAAAAUAAAUACCAAAAAUAAUGUUAUGUCUCCAUUUUUUUCAUGAACUGGUAAUUGGAUAAUAAAAAUGAGAAAUUAUAUCAUUAUAGUUAAUAGCAUGUACCAGGGUAUCAUCUGCUUAAAUUUUCAUUAGAUUAUUACAAAAUUUAAGGUCUUUUGUUUUACAAAUUUCUAAUAUUUUUCCAACUACAUUAUUUUGUAUCUGCUGUUGAUUUCUAAAUCAAAACUCUUAAAACUCAAAUUGACUAUUGCCUGCAACAUUUGAAUCACAAUUUUGGUACAAUUGGAGAAUUAAGUUAAUGGCUCAGGGAAAUAUACAUGCUUAGCUUAUCAUCAAAUGUCAAUUAAUUAUAAAAAGGUGUCAACUGCAUUUAUUUUACAAAGGAAGACCAUAAAAAAAUUAUCCUUACAUAAACAAAUUGGCAUAUAGAACCAAUUUUUAGAUUUGUUAUUUAGGUUGGUCAUUUCAUUGUACAUGUUGCACAGUUUCAGUCAUUUCAUAAUAUUUAUUUAAAAUUAGCAUUCCUCAAUUCAUCUUAAAUAAGUCUGAGUUAACUGAUUUAUUUUUGUUUUCUUCUACAACACACUCCUGUUCACAAAAAUGUGACUGUCUUGUCUAUAAUGUGUAACACUUAACUGAUGUAGAUUUAUAUGAAAAUGACCACAGCUUUCCACUAGCUAAUGUCAAUAAAAGUAUAUGUAUGAUAUUUUUUAUUGAACUAUAUUUAAUUGUUUGUUAAUUUUACAAUUUAAGUUUAUAAUUUUGUACUGAGCACCUUUUUUGUUUUCUUUUGAACAUUUUUACUGAAUUUUUAUAGAUUAUAUGUACAGUUGUAACAUUUUUGAAAAAAUGUAUAUGUUUAUAUGAUUGAGUGCUAAUAUUGUUAUGCAUUAACAGAUCUUUAUACAGGGAUACUUGAAGAAUUUAAUUUUUGUGAAUCCCUGGGAAAUUUCUUUAAAUUUUACUUAGUCAAACCGUUGUCAUAAAAAUAAGGAGAUGAGGUAUGAUUGCCAAUGAGACAACUAUCCACCAAAGUUCAAAUAAAGUGGAAGUAAGCAGCUAUAGGCAACCGUAUGGCAUUCAACAAUGAGAGAAACCCAUACCGUAUAGUCAGCUAUAAAAGGUCCCGACAUGAAUUGUAAGGAAACUUUGAUGAGUCCCAACUAAAAGUUGACACUUCAGCACUUAUCUUGGUAAGUCCUAAGGAUCACUGAUGUAUAUAUAUAUAUAUAUUACCAAUUCCAUUUUUACUUAUCUUGGUAAGUCCUACAGAUCACCCAUGUUUAUACAUAUAUCAGCAAUUCCAGUUUUACUUUUCUAGCCCUUCCUUAAUAUAAUACAUUUCUUGGUAUUACAGUGUAAAUAGUUUAACAUAUUGUUAUAAAAUUUCAGAAAGUAUUUUGUUAAAAAAGCAAGUUGUACUAAGGUGAACUAAAAUUUCCCAUUUAAUACAACAGCAGUGUAUAAAAUAACUUGUUCAUGAAAAAAGAUGACCAAUGUUUUUACUUUUCCAAAAAAAAUUUUAUGGGGGGUCAAUUUUUUUUCCUCAAGAUUUAAGAAAUUGUCAAUUUUCCAAAGAAAAAUUGGGGGUCACAAUUUAUUUUGCUUUUUCUUUGUAUAUAGUCUGAAAACAGAUUUACAAAGUAUUGCGCAACAGCACAGUGUAUUGCACAAAAGCAAGAAAUCUUCAAUUGAAUAUAAAUUCAAAUCAUAUAACCAAUUUCAAGUUCUUUGACUACAUUUAUUCUGUGUCAGAAACCUAUAAUGUGUCAAAUAUUUAAUUACAAUCCAAUUCAGACCUGUAUCAAGCUUGAUUAUUGUGUCAAUUUUUGCCCCAACUGUUCAGGGUUGGAUCUUUGAGGUCGUAUCCAGCUGCACUAGGCGAAGCAGUUUAUUUUCAUUUGUUAUUUAAACAUCAUAUUUUAAUACACAUGUCAAAAUUUAAAACCAAUCUUGCCAAGUGUUUAAUUAACUGUAUAAUAUAGCCUUCUGCACACUUCCGAAACAGCCUAUAUAUUUUUCAAAUGUAAUAUCUUUUACAAUUUGCAAAAGUUAGAAAUUACAUAUUUAUUUGUUUGUAAUGAGAGGUCAGUGAUUACUAUUCAUUAGAUAUAUCAUAUUUUCAUUUUAUAGAUCUUCAUUUAAUGAAAGAACUCAUUCAGUCAUGAAUAUUCAUUUAACAUGUCUCAUCUCUUUCUCUUACAGUAAUGAUAAGUCCUAUUGGAUAUUAAUGAAUCCAGUUUCACUUUUUAUGCAAAGCCAAUGUUUUGUAAGUGAUUUAUUGUUACAUUCAACCAAUUUAUAGCAAUAAAAGUUGUAUUAUAA
Molecule: messenger RNA, 4750 nt
Organism: Mytilus californianus (California mussel)
Lineage: Eukaryota; Metazoa; Mollusca; Bivalvia; Mytilida; Mytilidae
Product: nicotinamide phosphoribosyltransferase-like
Exons: 9
Coding region: 52-1482 (476 amino acids)
Biological process (GO): NAD+ biosynthetic process
Molecular function (GO): nicotinamide phosphoribosyltransferase activity
Source: RefSeq, a predicted model, not a curated record